Molecule: messenger RNA, 792 nt
Organism: Malassezia sympodialis ATCC 42132
Lineage: Eukaryota; Fungi; Basidiomycota; Malasseziomycetes; Malasseziales; Malasseziaceae
Exons: 2
Coding region: 1-792 (263 amino acids)
Source: RefSeq, a predicted model, not a curated record
AUGGCCAACACCACAGCGCAUGAUGCGCUCGCGAUCCACGGGACCAACCCGCAAUUUCUCGUUGAGCGGGUUAUCCGCACGCGCAUCUACGAUUCUACCUACUGGAAACAGGACUGUUUCGCGCUGAAUGCCGCGUCCCUAGUCGACAAAGCCGUGGAGCUGACGUACGUAGGGGGGACCUACGGCGCACUUCGUCCCAGCCCAUUUCUAUGCCUUGUAUGCAAGCUUUUACAGCUACAGCCGGAUCGGGACAUUGUGCUCGAGUAUCUCGCAGCAGAAGAUCUCAAAUACCUUCGAGCCCUCGCGGCCAUGUACAUUCGACUCACAUUUCCCUCACUGGAGGUGUACGAACUUUUGGAGCCACUUUUAAACGACUACCACAAGUUGCGCUGGCGCGACAUGACGGGACAAUACUCUCUUUCUUAUAUGGACGAGUUCAUUGAUCAACUGCUCACAGAAGAACGCGUGUGCGAUUUAAUAUUGCCAAGACUUACGAAGCGAGCGGUCCUAGAACGCAAGGAGGGCCUGCGACCCCGCACAUCAAAACUUGAGAAUGCCAUGGUGCUUGGCGAGGCUAACGGCCUGGACGAUGAUGCAAAUGACUCCGAUGACUCGAUUCGCGCCAUCCGUUCGGAGCGGCAGCACCGCAUCGCACAGGCCGACGCACUCCGUGCCGAGCGUCAGGCCCUCACCGCGCGUGCACGCGGCGAUAUGGACGAGUACGAGUCGCAGCAGUCUGAGUCCGACGAGGAACGGCUGCACGCACUGUCUCACCUGACCGCACCCCCAUAG